Molecule: messenger RNA, 811 nt
Organism: Microdochium trichocladiopsis
Lineage: Eukaryota; Fungi; Ascomycota; Sordariomycetes; Xylariales; Microdochiaceae
Exons: 3
Coding region: 220-693 (157 amino acids)
Source: RefSeq, a predicted model, not a curated record
UAGGUGGACAGGGACCCUUCUGCGUUUCGGUGUUGUGGGGAACGACGGCCGUUCUCCUGGUCUUUCUUGGGCUUCGCACUUAUACCCGGGUUGUCUGUGUUGCUUCCUAUGGGGUUGAUGACACAUUGUUCAUCAUAUCGACGGUGUGUAUGUGGGUGCCUGUUUCGGAAACUUUAUUUCUGCAGCUGAUGACGGUGCUCAUGCUCGGCCUAGAUUCUCAUGGUCAUAUUUGUGGUCCUCAUUACAAUCGCAUGCUUACAUAGCUUCGGAAGAGAUAAUCUCGGCCUCGCUGAGAAGGCAGAGAUGACAUUCUGGCGAGUUGUCGCACAAUCGGUAGCCAUGCUAGCGACUGGCACUUCGAAAGCGCCUGUUGGGUUGUUCCUGCUGCGCUUGGUUGCCAAACCAUGGCACAAGGUUUCACUAUGGACUGUAAUCAUCAUCAUGGCCAUCUUAUCGCUCGUUUCGACGAUCCUCACCUGGGCUUCCUGCACCCCAGUGGCAUUAAUGUGGGACGAUCGGAUCAAAAACGCGACCUGUAUCGAUUCGACGCCUGUCACUGCGGCACUAGCUGUCUCCACCAUCCUGGCCGACAUGGUGUACGUUGGGCUGGCAUGGAUAUUUAUCUGGAAGCUCCCUAACCCGCGGAGGGAAAAAGUUCUGCUCGCUUUCAGUUUUGGCUUGGGUAUCUUGUAAGUGUCGGCAACAUGUGACAUUUCGACCAGCCGCUGACGGCCGAGCUCUGCUACAGGGCGGCGAUUGCAGGAGUGCUUCGCCUCUACUCCGCCAUCGUUUUUGCUAUCCGUGACCGCCG